Messenger RNA from Musa acuminata AAA Group (dessert banana), 1156 nucleotides. Its product is annotated as large ribosomal subunit protein eL24-like. Gene Ontology annotation, biological process: cytoplasmic translation. NCBI's taxonomy places the organism in Eukaryota, Viridiplantae, Streptophyta, Magnoliopsida, Zingiberales, Musaceae. Gene Ontology annotation, molecular function: mRNA binding; structural constituent of ribosome. The coding region runs from base 577 to 807 and encodes 76 amino acids. The transcript has 6 exons. Gene Ontology annotation, cellular component: cytosolic large ribosomal subunit. The record is from RefSeq and is a predicted model, not a curated record.
GACAUGAACGGUCCGAUCUUAAUGAGAUAUUCGCCGAGGAUUCGCAGCCUCAAAAGACCCAUCUCGGGCCGAGGCGGCAACGCCGAGCUCCGGACGUCUCGAUCGGCGACUAGGGUUUCUCUGGAAUUAAGACGAUUACAACCCGUGCUUGUAGCAUCAGCAUGCAAAAUAGGGAAAAAAAGGAUCAGGCCAUUGAUCCAUCCAUAAAAAAGAAGAUUUGGUAGAGAGCGCAAGUUUAGCCAACCAGUCUGCACACCGGUUGCCUUCACGAAAAACAUGAGAAGUUCGAAAGUCCACAGAAGACUUUGAUAACCAAAAAAUCUGACAUGUAAGGUUGAGGAGAAUCCAGGGAGGAUCUAUCUUCCGGGCUAAAAUGUCCACGAUAAUCUGGCACGGGUGCUGAUUUGUAAAGAGUGUCUAUUGACUUAGCUUUGCCGUUUUAGUGGUGCAAAGAUAUACCCAGGCAAAGGCAUCAGAUUUGUUCGAUCAGACUCCCAGGUUUUCCUCUUUGCCAAUUCAAAAUGCAAGUCGUACUUUCACAACCGGCUGAAGCCUGCCAAGCUCAUCUGGACAACAAUGUACAGGAAGCAGCAUAAGAAGGACAUUCAUGCUGAAGCUGUAAAGAAGAGACGUCGUACUACAAAGAAGCCUUAUUCAAGGUCAAUUAUUGGUGCUACUUUGGAAGUCAUUCGGAAAAAGCGAUCAGAGAAGCCUGAAGUUCGUGAUGCUGCUAGAGAAGCGGCUCUGAGAGGAAUCAACGGGUUAAGAAAACCAAGAAUGAAAAGAAAGCUAAGAAGGCUGAGCUAAUAGCUAGAUCUCAGAAGAGUACUCAGACAAAAGGCAGCAUGGCGAAGGCUCCAAAAGGCCUUUAGUUCGGUGGCGGUGGUUGGAAGCGAUGAAUCAUAACGUUCUGUUCGUGUAUCCGAUUCUGCUUCAUACCUUUGUGGAGUCUUUAACUGUCUAAAUUGUGUAACCUUCCCUACUUCUAAACAAUUUUCAUGAUGGUAGCGGCAUCUGGGAACUAACUGUUCUUGAAGGGAAAUUUUGGUAGUCUAAUACCAGUUUGCUUUGGUUGCUUUGCUCUCAUACUGUUUGUUACAUUUGAGGUUUUUGUACUAGUUAUGCUAUAACUGGUGCGAUUUCAUUGUAUCCUAAA